Molecule: messenger RNA, 6896 nt
Organism: Felis catus (domestic cat)
Lineage: Eukaryota; Metazoa; Chordata; Mammalia; Carnivora; Felidae
Gene: SYNRG
Product: synergin gamma
Exons: 23
Coding region: 81-4331 (1416 amino acids)
Cellular component (GO): clathrin coat of trans-Golgi network vesicle
Molecular function (GO): protein binding
Source: RefSeq, a predicted model, not a curated record
UGGGGCUGGCUUUUGCCCCGGAAGUGGCUGUCUUCAGCUGACAGCUGCUUGUAAGGUGGCGACGGCGGGCCCGGAGAAAGAUGGCGCUGCGGCCGGGAACGGGAGCUGGGGGCGGCGGCGCCGCGGGAGCCGGCGCGGGGGCCGCCGGGGCAGGCAGCUUCAUGUUUCCGGUUGCAGGUGGAAUAAGACCCCCACAAGCAGGACUGAUGCCAAUGCAGCAACAAGGAUUUCCUAUGGUCUCUGUCGUGCAGCCUAAUAUGCAGGGCAUGAUAGGGAUGAGUUACAGCUCUCAGAUGCCCCAAGGACCUAUGGCCAUGCAGGCAGGGAUACCAAUGGGGCCAAUGCCAGCAGCAGGAAUGCCUUACCUUGGACAAACACCGUUCCUGGGAAUGCGUCCCCCGGGCCCACAGUACACCCCAGACAUGCAGAAGCAGUUCGCUGAAGAGCAGCAAAAACGAUUUGAACAGCAACAGAAGCUCUUAGAAGAAGAAAGAAAAAGACGCCAGUUUGAAGAGCAGAAGCAAAAGCUCAGGCUUUUGAGUAGUGUGAAACCCAAGACAGGAGAGAAGAGUAGAGAUGAUGCUUUGGAAGCCAUAAAAGGAAACUUAGAUGGGUUUUCCAGAGAUGCUAAAAUGCAUCCUACUCCAGCAUCGCACCCUAAGAAACCAGAUUAUCCCACACCAUCUCAUUCUACUAAAACUGUCUCCCCAUCACCUGCCUUUCUUGAUGAAGAAGAAUUCAGUGACUUUAUGCAGGGGCCCGUUGAAGUUCCCACAUGUGGUCCUUCUUCCACUUCCCAGCCUUUUCAGUCUUUCCAUCCCACCACCCCAUUUGGCCAGUUGCAUACACAGAAGGCUGGAGCACAGCCUCUCCCUCCAGGUCAGAUUCCAGUGUCUUUUGCCUUACAUGGUGUCCCUGGGCAAAUUCCUUCUUUCUCUACUGCUGCAGCCUCAUACAAUGUACAGAAAGCAGGCCCUUCCUUGGAGGAGAAGCUCCUAGUAUCUUGUGAUAUAAGUUCAUCUGGGCAGGAACAAAUUAAAUUAAAUACCUCUGACGUUGGUCACAAAGCCCUAGGCCCAGGUUCCAGUAAGAACCAUCCCAGUUUAACGGCCAAAAACGGGGGUGCUAUAGAUGGACGUGUAAGUGGUACCACCAUUGCAGAGGCAGAAAAGACUUCAGACCAAAACCUAUCCAUUGAAGAGAGUGGUGUGGGAGUAUUUCCCUCACAGGAUCCUGUUCAGCCCAGAAUGCCGCCUUGGAUUUACAAUGAGAGUUUGGUUCCAGAUGCCUAUAAGAAAAUUUUAGAAAUCACAGUGACUCCAACUGGAAUAGAUACUGCUAAACUUUAUCCCAUCCUGAUGUCAUCUGGACUGCCCAGGGAAACUCUUGGACAGAUAUGGGCCUUGGCUAAUCGAACUACACCUGGCAAACUUACUAAGGAAGAACUUUAUACUGUUCUUGCCAUGAUAGCGGUAACACAGAGAGGUGUUCCUGCCAUGAGUCCUGAUGCUUUAAACCAAUUUCCAGCUGCUCCUGUUCCAACUUUAAGUGGAUUUCCUAUGACUUUGCCUACUGCGGUGAGUCAGCCAACUGGGAUGUCUUCAGGCCCUGCCGGCUCCAUACCCCUCAACCUUGGACAGCCAGUCAUGGGCAUUAACCUUGUUGGACCAGUUGGGGGAGCUGCAGCCCAGGCUUCCAGUGGCUUCAUGCCAACUUACCCUGCGAAUCAGGUGGUAAAACCAGAAGAAGACGACUUCCAGGAUUUUCAAGAUGCUUCUAAGUCAGGAUCCCUUGAUGAUUCAUUCAGUGAUUUCCAAGAGUUGCCUGCUUCUUCAAAAACAAGUAAUUCCCAGCAUGGAAGCAGUGCCCCUUCUUUGUUGAUGCCCCUUCCUGGCACUAAAGCAUCAGCUUCGAUGGAUAAGUAUGCUGUGUUUAAAGGAAUUGCAGCUGACAAAUCCUCUGAAAGUAACAUUCCAUUUGGAGAGCCUGGUGAUAAAUACAGUGCUUUCAGAGAACUUGAACAGACAGCAGAGGGUAAAACUUCAGGAGAAAACUUUGCAGAAUUCAGAUCUGCGAGCACUGAUGACGGUUUCACCGAUUUUAAAACUGCCGAUAGUCUAUCACCACUAGAGCCACCAACAAAAGACCAAACUUUUCCAGCAUCCUUCCCCUCAGGAGCUGUACAACAGAAACAACAAACACAAGUGAAGAAUCCUCUGAACUUAGCAGACCUUGAUAUGUUUUCCUCAGUUAACUGCAGCAGCGAGAAACAAUUAUCUUUUUCAGCUGCUUUUAGUGCAUCCAAAUCUGUUUCCACACGGCCACAGCCAACAGGAUCUGCUGCAGCUACGACAGCACUGGCAUCAACUAAGAUGUCUAGUUUGGCUGAUGAUUUUGGAGAAUUCAACCUUUUUGGGGAAUAUUCUAGUCCAGCAUCUGUUGGGGAACAGGAUGACUUUGCAGAUUUUAUGGCUUUCAGUAAUAGCUCUGUUUCAUCUGAGCAAAAGGCAGAUGAUAAAUAUGACGCCCUUAGAGAGGAGGCUAGUCCUGUUCCUCUAAGUGGCAGCUCGAGCAGCACAGUGAAGAGUGGACAGAACUCCGCUGCCACGUCCACCAAAUACGAUGUCUUCAAACAACUUUCUCUGGAAGGAUCUGGACUGGGUAUUGAAGAACUGAAGGAUAAUACCCCUUCAGGAAAAAGUGAUGAUGAUUUUGCUGACUUCCACUCUAGUAAAUUUUCUUCCAUGAACUCAGACAAAUCUCUGGGUGAGAAAUCAGUGGCUUUCAGACACACCAAAGAAGACUCUGCUUCAGUGAAGUCCUUGGAUCUCCCUUCCAUUGGUGGCAGCAGUGUUGGCAAGGAGGACUCUGAAGAUGCACUCUCUGUUCAGUUUGACAUGAAACUGGCUGAUGUGGGAGGAGAUCUUAAGCAUGUCAUGUCUGAUAGCUCUUUGGAUUUACCAACAGUUAGUGGCCAGCAUCCUCCUGCUGCAGAUAUAGAGGACUUAAAAUAUGCUGCUUUUGGAACCUACAGUAGCAAUUUUGCAGUGAGCACACUUACGAGCUAUGACUGGUCAGACAGGGAUGAUGCGUCUCAGGGCAGAAAACUCUCUCCAUUUGUCCUCUCAGCAGGAAGCGGGUCCUCCUCAGCUGCCUCGGUUCUUCAAAAGAAAGAGACUUCAUUCGGCAGUUCCGAAAACAUCACCAUGACCUCUCUCUCCAGAGUAACAACCUUCACAAAUGAAGAUGCUCUUCCAGAGGCCACCUUCCCAGCUUUUGCCAGUUUUAAAGAUGUGAUUCCUCAGACCAGUGAGCAAAAGGAAUAUGAAAGUGGGGACUAUAAAGAUUUCACGAGACAGGACUUGCCUACAGCCGAACGGAGCCCGGACGCCACCUGUCCAAGCCCGGCCUCCAGCGGCACUUCUCACGACACUCCCAAAGAAUGUGCAGAUGACUUUGGAGAGUUUCAAAGUGAAAAGCCCAAAAUCAGCAAAUUUGACUUUUUGGUGGCCAAUUCACAGAGCAAAAUGAAAUCCAGUGAAGAAAUGAUCAAAAGUGAGCUGGCGACCUUUGACCUUUCUGUUCAAGGAUCACACAAAAGGAGUUUGAGCCUUGGUGAUAAAGAAAUAAGCCGUUCUUCUCCUUCUCCGGCUUUGGAGCAGCCUUUCAGGGACCGUUCCAACACUCUGAGUGAGAAGCCGGCUCUGCCUGUCAUCCGUGACAAAUACAAAGAUCUGACAGGAGAGGUGGAGGAGAAUGAGAGAUAUGCAUAUGAAUGGCAGAGGUGCCUGGGGAGCGCCCUAGAUGUCAUUAAGAAGGCAAAUGAUACCUUAAAUGGAAUCAGUAGUAGUUCUGUGUGCACAGAAGUAAUUCAGUCAGCCCAAGGCAUGGAAUAUUUAUUAGGUGUUGUUGAGGUGUACAGGGUGACCAAGCGUGUGGAGCUGGGGAUAAAAGCCACCGCGGUGUGCAGUGAGAAACUCCAGCAGCUGCUGAAGGACAUCGAUAAAGUGUGGAAUAACCUCAUUGGCUUUAUGUCCCUGGCCACACUCACGCCCGAUGAGAAUUCACUGGAUUUUUCCUCUUGUAUGCUACGGCCUGGGAUUAAAAAUGCUCAGGAACUUGCCUGUGGGGUGUGCCUUUUAAAUGUGGACUCCAGAAGCCGGAAAGAAGAGAAGCCUGCAGAAGAACAUCCCAAAAAAGCAUUCAACUCCGAAACAGACAGCUUCAAACUGGCAUAUGGAGGACACCAGUAUCACGCCAGCUGUGCCAACUUCUGGAUCAACUGUGUUGAACCAAAACCUCCCGGCCUCAUCCUGCCUGAUUUGCUCUGAAAAGUACCUCUUUGAAGUACCUACUGGGUCUGUUUUCCCAUCAUACCCCAGGAGGAGACAGGGACCAAUGAACAGAAGGCAGGACUGCGCAGUUCGCUUCCACGAAGCUAUAGGAGGAGUUCCCUGCACGGUCAGGGGUGAGAAAGAAGCUGCGAGCUCCCAGUCGUUCCUGCAGACAUUUGUCCCCUAGGUCCCACCACAAGUCUUAGGGAUUUGAGGUAAAAUUGCCCUGCCCAAACUGCAUGUGGCACCAGAAGUUUGCUAACUUCUCUCUAGUUCUGCUAAGAUGUUUUAAAAUAUGGCACGAUUUUCUUUAAGGAAUCAUUUGCUGCUGCCGUAUAUUGAAACUGUGAAGAAUUGACAUUUUGACGUUUGAAGAAAAAUAAAUUGUAAUAGGAUUGGAAUUGGCAAGAACGUUUUGAGCCAGUGCUCGCUUCUAUCUAGAACCCUGCUGUCCUGUGAAGUAGAAUGCAUUUACCCACAUGUAGCUUGUUGAUAUCUGAAAUGAAUAAAAAGGGGACAUUGUGACUAAACUGAUGUUCUUUUUAUCGAAAAACUUCCGUUCAUCUCCAUCAGACGAUGGAAGUGGGUGAGGGCAGAUUUACCGACUUUGCGGUCACAGCUGAACCAGUUCUUCUUUUGUUCAUUUCUCAAACUAUCAGCGUUCAAGAAGGCAUUUUCUCAAAACACGCCUGGGCACUUUGCAAUGGAUUGAAUGUUCAUUUUGACAGAGCCCCAAAUCUUUGUGUAUCAGGAUGAAUAAACACCCUUCCCCUUUCGGAGCCUUCACUGAAAACUUUCUUUUACCUCAAAGACUGUGAACGUGGUAUUUUUUGCAGACAAGUUUUGGAAAGGCAGCUGGAUGAAACCUCUUGGCAGUGGCCUUUGUCCAAAUGUCCAGAAAUGACUGACUGCAUAGGGACCAGUACUGCCUGACUUCGCAGUAUUAUGUGAGAGACCUGAAAAUUCAUUCACAGUUGGAAGGUGGAGUUCCUGGCCUACUGAGGCAAACAGUUGAGGUACAUGACUUAGAAACAGUGGAAGCAAAGUGUUCAAAAACUGCAUGGAAUUCUGGAAGGAAAAGGCUCAUGCUUGCUAUCUGGUGUAGGGAAUUUGCCGCUUAGAACUGAAUGCAUAAAAUCAGAAAGAAAGAAAAAAAAAGCGAAGUGGCUAAGGACUGUGAAGCUGGGAAGUCCUGGGAAGAACAGGCCAACCUAGGACAUACACGUUUCUGACUUGUAAAUUCUGUGCUUUACAAAGAGAUUUUGACUCUUGUGUUUCACAAGUUGUGUGACUUAGGCUCUCUGACCUCGAGUCAGUUUUUAUUUGUAAACUGAACAAGGUCAUUUUGGGUAUAAAAUUGCCGUUUUACAUAAUUAAGUAGGUGGUUUUCCCUUCCUGGCACUAAACUUGAGGGGAUCCUGUUCUAUUCCCUUAGUGGUGUCUUCUCCAAGGAAGGUAUAGGACGUUUUUGUUAAACAGCUGUUGAUGAGGCUUCUGCUUUACCUUGCUGGGCCCCAGAAUGCACAGGGAAGUGUUGACGAGAUAAAUCUGCUUCUCAUUUUCUCCAGAUUCCCUUCCAGCUGGGUGACUGACACAGCCUGAGUUAUUACCCUCAGGGCCUUUGUCCUCCACAGGGCUACCUGACUUAGUACCCACAGCAUCAGGCUGGGUCCUCAGGCUUCCCUGAGGCCUCUGUCUCCACUUCAGCCUGAGCAGCACCUAGAGUUUCAUCACGGCGCCAGGACUGAAGCGGGCCUGUGACCCGUCUGGUACAUUCCAUGGUAGGGCAGGAUGACCGAAUCUGCCUUUGUUUGCAGUUAAGAAUGUCUCCCAGUUUGACAGGAUUCACAGCGCUGAGACAGUUUCUGGAAAUGCCAUAUGGGCUGCUAUUCUGUCGCAAUGGCCUGUCAAUGACAUUUUUAACGUGUGCUCACCUGCUAACCAGAAUGGUUCCAUUCCUAGAGAGGUUGCAGAGCGCAAGGAUAAUCACUGCCGGCCUCACCAGGUACGGCAGGUCUGGUCACUCCAUGGGAGGCGCUAGAGGCAUAUACAGCAGACGCCAAAAGGCUUUGCUAUGAAAAAUACUGUUUAGUAGUGGAAAUGUUCACUCACAUACCACCAGUAAGGAUUUCCAGAGUGUGGAACCAUACCCUUGCACUUUCUUUACGUGUGCAAGUUUAUUCAGACGACUCAACACUGCGCUCGUCUACAUCUCGGCUCUGACGCGCCAGAGUCCAGUGUCCUUGGAAACAGUAACCAAGGUUACUUCUUUCCCUACUGCGUGAGGUGCCGACAGCUCCCGCCCCGCUGCCUGAGUGGUGGUGAAUAAGCGCUUUUCUCUUUUGGUAUUGUGUUUUGCUUUUAGACGUUUUAUGGCUUAGUGUGUAACUUAAUUUUUGUCUGGACGUGCUCAAUGUAGAGGCGGCACAGGGUAUGUUAUUAUCCGUGCCUUAUUUGUCCUGUGACUACUAGUUAACACUCUAAAUAGGUUGCAUAUUCUAAAUUACUUGAAUAUUUUGUAUGCAUGUACCUAUGUCUUGUUUAAAGAUGCCUUCUACUUGC